GGUAAGCGGCCGGCGCGGGCAGGUAUUCCUGAGCCGGCUGCGGGGCCUCCACCCUCCGCCCAGCCCAGUCCGAACCUGUCGUGGUGGCCGGCCCGACAUGUCCCCUCGACGCCCAAUCCUACCAGGGCCAACCUCCAAGGAGCGAAGGGGCCUGGACGCCGGGUGUUCAUAAGAAUGGAUGCACUUUUUCCUUGCCACAUUCCUUAUUGCUGUAGCUCAUGAACCUACAUAAUCUUGGGGAAGAGCCUGUGUUUAAUGAUGACAAACCUGUUACCAGUAUAGCAACAACAGUCUAACAGCAAAAACAAAUAAAAAUAGAGAAGCAUUUAAAUUUAUUUUCAACAAAGAAGCCAUUGCAAUCAACAACUUCUGCCGCAUUAUUUUUCCAAGAUGAACCGGUACACGACCAUGCGACAGCUGGGGGAUGGCACCUAUGGGAGUGUGCUGAUGGGCAAGAGUAAUGAAUCUGGGGAGCUGGUGGCCAUCAAAAGGAUGAAGAGAAAGUUCUAUUCUUGGGAUGAAUGUAUGAACUUGAGAGAAGUUAAGUCUCUGAAGAAACUUAAUCAUGCCAACGUGAUUAAACUAAAAGAAGUUAUCAGAGAAAAUGACCAUCUUUAUUUUAUAUUUGAAUAUAUGAAAGAAAACCUCUAUCAAUUAAUGAAAGACAGAAACAAGUUGUUCCCUGAGUCAGUCAUCAGAAAUAUUAUGUAUCAAAUAUUACAAGGGCUGGCAUUUAUCCAUAAACAUGGUUUUUUUCAUAGGGAUAUGAAGCCAGAAAACUUACUUUGUAUGGGUCCAGAACUUGUGAAAAUUGCUGAUUUUGGACUUGCAAGAGAAUUAAGAUCCCAGCCACCAUACACUGAUUAUGUAUCUACCCGAUGGUACCGUGCUCCUGAAGUUUUACUAAGAUCUUCCGUUUAUAGCUCUCCCAUUGAUGUGUGGGCUGUUGGGAGUAUAAUGGCUGAACUAUAUACAUUAAGACCACUUUUCCCAGGGACAAGUGAGGUUGAUGAAAUAUUUAAAAUUUGCCAAGUUUUAGGGACUCCAAAAAAAAGUGACUGGCCAGAAGGGUAUCAGCUUGCAUCCUCGAUGAAUUUCCGUUUUCCCCAGUGUGUUCCUAUAAACUUAAAAACUCUUAUUCCCAAUGCCAGUAAUGAAGCUAUUCAGCUUAUGACUGAAAUGUUGAAUUGGGAUCCAAAAAAACGACCAACAGCAAGCCAGGCGUUGAAACACCCGUAUUUUCAAGUUGGUCAGGUAUUAGGCCCUUCCUCACAUCAUCUGGAAUCGAAACAGCCUUUACAUAAGCAGGUACAACCACUAGAAUCGAAGCCACCUUUAAUUGAUCUAGAACCUACGCCUCUGCCAGACAUAAAUGAUCAAACUGUUGGACAGCCCCAGUCAAAAAGCCACCAGCCACUGCAGUCCAUCCAGCUGCCACAGAACGUGAGUGUCCAGCAAGCACCAAAGCAGCAAAGCCAUCAGAAACAGCCUCAAUCACUGUUUCCAAGUAUUGUCAGGAACAUGCCAACCAAGCCAAGCAGCAUGCUGGGGCACAAGAGCAUGAGGAGGCGCUGGGGUCAGACUGUAUUCAAGUCUGGAGAUAGCUGGGAAGACUUUGAGGACAGUGAUUUUGGAACCUCUCAAACCAAGAAACCAAGCAUGAGUGUUUUCAGAGAAAAGAGGAAAAAAGAUUCUCCAUUUCGGCUUCCAGAGUCAGGACCCUCAGGCUCCAACCCCUCAGCAGUGGAAAACAAGAGCUUACCUGCUGCUAUUUCCCUAAAAUCUGAUUCCAAAUUAUCAACGGCUUCAACAGCUAAACAGUACUACUUAAAACAAUCAAGGUACCUUCCAGGUGUAAAUCCUAAGAACGUGUCCUUAAUAGCCAGUGGAAAGGAUAUAAAUCCAUAUACUUGGAGUAAUCAAUUAUUUCCUAAGUCAUUGGGACCCAUUGGGGCAGAACUUGCUUUCAAAAGGAGUAACGCAGAAGAAAGCAUAAUUAAACCAAUUGAAAAACUAUCAUGCAAUGAAAGCUUUCCUGAGAAAUUAGAGGACCCACAAGGAAAUCCUGGAAGUUACGCUACUUAUGGUCAGUCAGGAUACGCUCCUUCCUUUCUCAAGAAAGAAGUGGGGUCAGCUGGCCAGAGAAUACACUUAGCGCCUCUCAGCACAGGGGCUCCAGAAUAUACCUGGAACACAACUGGCCGGGGGCAAUUUUCAGGACCUACUUACAAUCCUACAGCCAAGAACAUAAAUAUUGUGAACCGUGCACAGCCAGUUCCCUCAGUGCAUGGGAGGACAGACUGGGUGGCCAAGUACGGAGGCCACCGGUAGGAGCCGCUGUGAAGCCCCAUAGCAUUGCCCCAGAGUCCUCGGACCCUGGGAAGUGUCUACAGAUGUCUACUUCUACUGAGUUCUGGAAGAACUAUGUAAUAGUGGUACUUUGAAGAGCAAAAAUCAUCUCCUAUUUUCUUUCCUAAAAAUGAAAUGCAUUUUCUUGGCUUUGUUGCCCAUAUAUGGGUAGGACUGAUAUAUGGGUAGGACUUUACAAAGUAUUGAAUAAACUAUUUGCCAAAGUA
Molecule: messenger RNA, 2576 nt
Organism: Eptesicus fuscus (big brown bat)
Lineage: Eukaryota; Metazoa; Chordata; Mammalia; Chiroptera; Vespertilionidae
Gene: MAK
Product: male germ cell associated kinase
Exons: 15
Coding region: 391-2331 (646 amino acids)
Biological process (GO): cilium assembly; protein phosphorylation; intracellular signal transduction
Cellular component (GO): cytoplasm; cilium; nucleus
Molecular function (GO): protein serine/threonine kinase activity; ATP binding
Source: RefSeq, a predicted model, not a curated record